GUCUUUUUGCCAGAGAGGAGAGAAAUAGAACUCCACGCCGGCGGCUGUUCUUUACUUCUUCUUGCUAGAGAGAGAGAGAUGGGGAAGAAAUCUAAGAGCUCGAGGAAGGGAAAGAAGGCAUGGAGGGCGAACAUAAGCACGGAGGAUAUAGAGGAUUACUUUGAUAAAUCUACUAAAGAUGCUCUCUCCGGUGGUUCCCUAACCAACGUUCCUAGCGAAUCCUUGUUCUUCGUCGACAACACAACUGAUACAUCCAUCAAGAGGAAGACUGAAAAAAACCGUGAAAAGGUACUGCACUGUGAUAGCUUGCUGCAAAGGAAUGCAUUCAUUAAACCAGUGCCAUCUUCACAAAAGAAAUCCAAGGAAAAAAGAAAAAAGGACGAUAAAAAAGAAGAUAAAGUUCAUGGUUCUUCAAAGGAUAAUGAUACUUUGGACUCAGGCAUGGUUGACCUAUGGGCUGACGAAGGUGAAAAUGUAGGCAGACCUAAAAAGAAAGUCAAGCCUUCAUUAAUUCCUGCUGUAGAGGUGGAGCCAUCUGGUUGCUCAUUUAAUCCAUCUACCGAGAGCCAUCAGGAAUCAUUAGCUCGUGCUGUUGCAGAUGAAAUGCAGAAAAUUUAUAGAAGGGAGUUGAGACCCGAAGAAGUCCCAUUAACUGUUAUUGGAGAAGUUGUUGAAGAAGAAGAUAAAUACUUUCUCGAUGCUGAUGAGAAUGAGGAUGGUGAUGAUGAUCUAAAUGUUGAGACCAUGGAAAAUGAAGAUACUCAGAUUGAGAAGAGGCUCCCAACCAAAAGAGUAACAAGAGUCGAGUUUAAUAGGAGAACUAGACGCAAGGAACAGUUAAAAUCAAAAGCGGAAGUCAAGAAAGUUGAAGAUCUUUCAAAGGAAAUUGACAGCUUGCCAAAGAUUGUUCAGGAAAUAGCCAAAGAAGAUGAGGAGAAGCAUAAUAGAAAAUUGCGCCGUAAUGUUGCAAAACAAGAAAGACUUAAAUCUCGUCCAGCAAGACUCGGAAGGCACAAAUUUGAUCCUGCUCCUCUACAAGUUCUAUUAUCUGAAGAAAUAUCAGGUUCCCUAAGAAAGUUGAAGGCAUGCUGCACCCUAGCAAAGGAUCGGUACAAGAGCUUAGAAAAAAGAGGGUUGAUCGUUCCAACUGUCCACAGCAGCAGGAAGUAGAAAACCGAUGGCACUGUUGCUUUUAGUUGGCGAAUAUGAAAAGAACAUUGACGGGCUGAUCUGGAUAAGGUAAUAUAUAUGUAGGUCUGAUCAUGUAAAACAUAAUUGGUGAGUUACUACAAUCUAUCUUUAGGCUCUUUUCUUUGGUUUGAACUUUUAUAGUUGCCUCCUUUUUUUGUAUGCCAACAACAAACUGACUGUUGUAUUUCUGGUAUUGGUUUUGUUUGGAACGCAAAUCAUAUUUGAAUUUUUCGGUACU
Messenger RNA from Impatiens glandulifera, 1429 nucleotides. RefSeq names its product ribosome biogenesis protein NOP53. Gene Ontology annotation, cellular component: nucleolus. Gene Ontology annotation, molecular function: 5S rRNA binding. Gene Ontology annotation, biological process: rRNA processing; ribosomal large subunit assembly. The record is from RefSeq and is a predicted model, not a curated record. Lineage: Eukaryota; Viridiplantae; Streptophyta; Magnoliopsida; Ericales; Balsaminaceae. The coding region runs from base 79 to 1170 and encodes 363 amino acids. The transcript has 12 exons.